Molecule: messenger RNA, 3068 nt
Organism: Diospyros lotus (date-plum)
Lineage: Eukaryota; Viridiplantae; Streptophyta; Magnoliopsida; Ericales; Ebenaceae
Product: putative serine/threonine-protein kinase-like protein CCR3
Exons: 1
Coding region: 183-2528 (781 amino acids)
Biological process (GO): protein phosphorylation
Molecular function (GO): ATP binding; protein serine/threonine kinase activity; protein binding
Source: RefSeq, a predicted model, not a curated record
GCACAGCUUUGUAGCAACAUGGAAUAAUCCACCACGACCAGGCCACCCAGCCACAUUCACACGCUCCCUCCACCCAGUUUCUGUUCUUCUUCUUCUCCUGCAGCUUUCACUUUCACCUCUCUCUCUCCAAUGAAGGACAAAACAAUAAGGACCUUCGCGACCGUGCAAUCCGACCCUUUCCCAUGAAGCCACCACUCGCCUCUUGCGCGGCAAUCAUCACCUUCCUCAUCGCCGCCACCUCUCUGUCACUUCUCGUCUCCAGCCUCGGCUCCGGCUCCACGCUCGCCCUCAGCUACGGUCCCAACACAGUCACCGUCUGCGGCAUCGCCGCCGGCGAGCCGAACCAAAGAAUCCAAUGCUACAAAGACGGCCGCACCCUUUUCCUGGAACCCAACAUCUCCUACGAGUCCGUCUCCGGCGGCCUCCACCUCAUCUGCGGCCUCACCUCCGGCGGCUCCACCCUCCUCUGCUGGGACACCACAACCUUCCGAGCUAAGCGUGUCCACUACAGCUCCUCCGGCCGCUUAAAUGACUUAUCUGUCGGCGACUCUCAGGUCUGCGCCGUUCAAGCCGGUGACGGCACGGGACUGUGCUGGAGAUUCCCAUCACCCGAGGUAUCAUGGAAGUUCGGUACGCUCACUUCCGGCGCAGGGUUCUCUUGUGGAAUAUUAAAGAAUACCAGAAGAGUCAAGUGUUGGGGUAACGAAAUUGGAGCUGAGAUUCAGAACCAGUUUAGUGAUCUCGCAAUGCUAAGCAUAGUUGCAGGUGAAUCUCAUGUUUGUGGAGUGACAAAAGCUGGGAAUUUGAUCUGCAAAGGAAGCAAUGCCAGUGGCCAGCUUGAUGUUCCUUCUCAUUUGCCUUUUGAGUUCUCUGGCUUUGCAUUGGGCCCAAAUCAUAGUUGUGGAAUUCUAAGGAAAAAUGAGUUGGUGGUUUGCUGGGGAGGAGGGUCAAAAAGAUCAGAAUUAGCAAGCAGUGUAGUAAAAUCUAUUUCAUUUGAGGCCCUAGAAGCUGGUGUGGAUUUCACUUGCGGGUUAACAACCAAGAAUUUAUCAGUGAUUUGUUGGGGGGCUGGUUGGCCCGGUGGGCUUAGUUCAGGAACUGUGCUUCCACUUCAAAUGGUGAUUCCGGGUCCUUGUGUCGAAGCUUCAUGCAGCAUUUGUGGCGUGUUUCCAAACUCAGAGAGUCUUUGUGCUGGUUCUGGCAGCAUAUGCAAGUCCUGUGACACUGAGCUCCCAAUUCCAGCUCUGCUUCCUCCAGUGCCACGAUCAUCACCACCAUCCCAAGCUUUGCAGCCCCUCUCUCCUCCACCAGGAGACCAAAACAGGUUUUUUUGGGCGUUUGGCAUUGUGGGGUCAGUUGGGGUUCUUGCUGGGAUUUGCAGUUUGGUCUAUUUCCUGUGGAGGAAUGGUCUUUGUGGUUUGUUGGAUAAGAAAAUUGACGAUUCUGUGCAGCCCACAACUGGUAAGGUCAAUGUGGCUGCUGCCUCGGAAGCUAAUGGUGGUUCUAAGGUUCCUCCUCGGACAUCAAGCUCCUUAAAGCGGGAUAACCUGGCGUCGUUUAGGCGCCAAAGGAGUGGAACUUCAUCGCGACACAGCGACAGGGCGCAGAAAUUUUCCCUGGCAGAGCUGUCUGCCUCCACCAAGAAUUUUUCAUCGGAUAAUAAGAUUGGUGGUGGGAGCUUUGGAACAGUUUACAGAGGCAAACUUGCUGAUGGCCGUGAAGUAGCCGUUAAAAGGGGUGAUACAGGUGCUAGAAAGAGGAAAUUCCAAGAUAAAGAAAGUGCAUUUGGUUCAGAAUUAGCAUUGUUAACACGACUUCACCACAAGCACUUGGUGGAGCUUCUGGGAUUCUGCCAAGAAGAUGAAGAGAGGCUUCUGGUUUAUGAGCACAUGAGCAAUGGUGCCCUAUAUGAUCAUCUGCAUAACAAGAACAAUGUUAAAAACAGUAGCAGCGAACUGCAUUCUUGGAAAAUGAGGAUCAAAAUCGCGUUGGAUGCUGCCCGGGGAAUUGAGUAUCUUCACAACUACGCAGUGCCGCCUAUUAUACACAGAGACAUCAAGUCCUCAAACAUACUUCUGGAUGCGAAUUGGACAGCAAAAGUGUCCGAUUUCGGAUUGUCAUUAAUGGGUCCAGAUUCUGAUCAAGAGUUCCCGCCAACCAAGGCAGUUGGGACAGUUGGAUACAUUGACCCCGAGUACUAUGUACUGAAUAUUUUGACUGCUAAAAGUGAUGUUUAUGGUUUAGGAGUGGUGCUAUUGGAGCUUUUAACAGGAAAGCGAGCGGUGUUUAAGGACGAGGGAUCAAGCCCCAUGGGUGUGGUGGAUUAUGCCGUGCCCCUGAUAGCGGCCGGGGGACUAAAAACUGUCCUAGACAAGAGGGUUGCGCCGCCUGCCAUGAACGAGGCCGAGGCGGUGGAGCUGGUGGCUUACACAGCCCUGCGGUGUGUCAACUUGGAGGGCAAAGAGAGACCCACAAUAAAUGAGAUUGUGGUUAGUUUGGAGAGAGGUCUGGCUCUUUGUGGGGAAUAGCAUAGCGUUUCUAGCACCAAAGCUGGCUUUCUUUUCCUUGCCAACGAGAAUUCACCCACAAGGAAGAACUAAGAAAGCAAUUUCUUUCAAUUCUUUCUUGAUUCUUUCUUUAUCUUCUCACAACACCCCCCCCCCCCCCCCCCCCCAAUUUCUUUCCGUAUCCAUUUCUCUUUAUAGUUGGGAAAAUUGUCCUGGUGCAAGCCAUGAUUUUUGUGGCUGCAUCGCUCUGUUGAAAUGAAGGGCUUUGCCUAAUUCUUUCCAUUGCUUCUCUAAUUUGUCUCUACCACAAAGUGUAGCUUUCAACACUGAUGAGAUGAGAGGAACCUGCGAUUGCAUGUGCCUCAAUAAUAUGCCUGAGCCACCAUGCAAAAGAUCCCAAGCAAAAAUGAUGAGCAAUGGUUGGUAAAGCGUGCAAGUGUGCAAGUUCUAGUGCCCUAAUUUCAAUGUGACAACCUGUUUUACAUAGAAUAGAUCUCUAGAAAUAUUUCUAGGAUACUCUGUCCCAGAUUCCUUGUGUAUUUUAUAAUAGGUACGGAUAAG